CCGUUGAACAGACGGACAGAGCGAUUGACCAAUGAGAAGACAGAAACGGCUCCGACUCGCCCAAUGGCAGCCGGCGCAGGGGUGGGAGCCAGCCAAUAGGGCAGCGGGGGCGGGGCGGCGCGGCGCUCGAGCGGCGGCUGGGCCCGGCGGAGAAAUGGCUCAAGAAGAGAUGGAAGUUGAUCUCCAGCCAGCGGCUGGUUACUCGCUGGAGACCCCCCGGCCACUUGUCCCGGAGCCCUCCGGUCACACGGUGCUCUCCUCGCACAUUCCUGCGCUCGGGGAAGGAGGAGGCGGCGCUGCAGCCCUUCCAGCUGACGAUGCUGUUGGCACAGCCGGCGCCGCUGCCCGGGAAGCGGCUGCAGAGGCUGACCUGCGGACGGGCCCUGCCGCGGCCCCCAGCGGGCUGCAGAGGCUGCAAGCGGCGCUGGAUCAGUACCAGGCGCUGCCUGUGCCGCAGCUCACACAGCGCCCGCAGGCGAGGAGAGCUCGCAGGCAGCAGAGACUUGGUGCUUCCCAGAGGACAAUCAGUGCCAGGGCAGCAUUGGACCAUUACUUUCAACUCAGUAGGACCCAAGAGCCAUCUGCAGGACCAGUUCCACAGCCGGAGUUCCCCCAAAUUGCAAGGGACACCCAGGCACAGCGCCCAGCCGAGACAAUAGAAGUGAGUGACUCUGACAGCAGCACUGAGGAGGAGGAGGAGGAGGAGGAGGAGGAGGAAGCUGCGGAGGCAGCAGCACCACUGUUACCAUCGGUCCAGGAGACUCCUCCAUUGGCCAGCUCAGGAGUUUCCAGUCAGAUCCAAGCAGAGCCACCUCAAGCUUUGUCUCAAGCUUCUGCAGAACAUGAAAGUCAUGAAGAUGAACCUGAAGUCCAGCAAAAGCAAACAACUCCACUAAAGAAACCGGAGCCAUCAGUUCCUGUUGCACCUCUGGAUGAAGAGGAAGGAGAUACCUGUGCAAUCUGCUUUGAGCAGUGGACCAAUGCUGGGGCCCACCGUCUGUCUGCGCUGCGCUGCGGACACCUCUUUGGCUACACCUGCAUUGAGAGGUGGCUCAGGGGACAGGCAGGGAAGUGCCCUCAGUGCAAUAAGAAGGCCAAGCGUUCUGACAUCGUGGUCCUGUAUGCCCGCACGUUGAAGGCGCUGGACACCAGUGAGCAGGAGCGCAUGAGAAGCUCUUUAGAAAAGGAGCAGAUGCUGCGGAGACAGGCGGAGCUGGAAUCUGCACAGAGCCGUCUCCAGCUCCAGGUGCUGACAGAUGAAUGCAGCAAACUCCGCAAGCAAGUUCAGGAGCUGAAGGCUCUGGUGGCCCAGUACAACGUGAGCACUUUGCAGCAGCCGGGCAGCUCCCGCCCCUGCCUCGCAGGCAGCCUCCCCUCCAGCCAGAGCCAGCGCAAGUACCACUUGGAAAAGGUGUUCUUGGUGUCUCAGACUGGGAACUGCAGAGUGAUGGCAUACUGUGACUCACUGGGUUGUCUCGUGGUAUCGCAGCCUUCUCCACAGUCUACUUUUAUUCCUGGUUGUGGUGUUAAGAUGAUGAGCUUGGCCAACCUGAAGAGCAGUCAGUACAUCCCCAUCCACAGCAAACAGAUUCGGGGCCUGGCUUUCGGCGCUCGAGCCGAUGGUUUGCUGCUCUCUGCCGCCCUGGACAACACUCUCAAACUCACCAGCUUGGCGACAAACACUGUGGUGCAGACGUACAAUGCCGGCCGUCCCGUCUGGAGCUGCUGCUGGUGCCUUGAUGAUACAAAUUAUGUCUAUGCUGGAUUGGUCAAUGGCUCUAUCAUGAUAUAUGAUCUGAGAGACACAAACUCUCACGUCCAAGAACUGGUCCCUCAGAAGUCGAGGUGCCCCAUGGUAUCGCUGUCCUACCUGCCCCGGAUGGCCUCAGCCUCGCUGCCUUAUGGUGGGAUAUUGGCUGGGACCUUGGAAGGAGCCUGCUUUUGGGAACAGAAAGCUGGCAACUCCUACCGGCCUCAUCACCUGUCCCUGGAACCCGGGGGCUGCAUCGAUCUCCAGACAGAGAUCAACACACGACACUGCCUGGCCACCUACAGGCCUGGUAAAAAUAACCCAUGUAUGCGUUGUGUGAUGAUGGAACUGACUUGCAGCCCACUGACAGAGGGCUCAGAAGAUGUGGUGUGUUCUUCUAACCCGGUUCAGACUUUCAGUGCUGGUCCCACUUGCAAGUUGCUGACCAAAAAUGCCAUUUUUCAGAGCCCAGAGGAUGAUGGGAGUGUCUUUGUGUGUGCUGGUGAUGAGGCAUCCAAUUCUGCUCUGCUCUGGGAUGCUGGAAGCGGUUCCUUGCUGCAGAAGCUGCCAGCUGACCUGCCUGUGCUGGAUAUCUGCCCCUUGGAAGUGAACCAAAGCCACCUCUUGGCUACUCUAACAGAGAAGAUGGUGAAUAUCUAUAAAUGGCAGUGAGCUGUCCUUACACUUGCCACAGACUGUCCAAAUAUGCUGCUGAUAACCCUACACAAGUGUUCAGUCCUGCACUUGCUGCUCACAGGAGACAGGAUCCAUUGCAGCACCGUUCUGGCAGUGGGGAGGAACUGGGAUGCACUGGUGCCCAGAGCAAUUCCUUUCUUCUUCUGCAUUCCUCUUUAGGCCUGCCCUUAUUUCUUCUUUGUCAAUUUUUUUUAGUCAAACUCCACAAGCUGCCUCAGCACAGCAAUAGUUCCUGGAGUGUCUCCAGUGUGUUAUUGCACUUUUUUUUCCGCUGUGGAUGCAGCACAGAGAGUUUCAAAUCUCUGCUACAAAUGAAUAAAAUAAGAGGAGCUUGAAGACCUGAGACUCUCACUGCACUUUCUUGUGGAAGCUUGCCGUGAUUACUGGGUGAUGAAAAGGCAUCUUGUAGCAUUGCUGAUACACAGUGUGAAAGCAACUUCGCUGCCAUGGGGAGCACACUCCCAAUGUUCUGUGGAAGGUCUAGGGUCAGUUGGCAGUUAUUCCCUAACAAGGAUGGAUCCUGUUUUGGGGCCAUGGUGAGAACAGGUUUGAAAAAUCUACAGGGAACCUUUUUCCUUUGUGUUUUUUUUUUUCUCCAUGAGCAUAUAAUUUGCACUGUAAUUCCUUAAUUCUCUGCCUUUUUCCCUUCUCUCUUUCCUGCUUUACCUGCAAGCAAACUUGGACAGUUUGGUUGUGGAAAAUGAAAAUUGUACUGGAGAAGUACAGGUAAAGAAGAGGGAGAUGAUGCUUGUACUGUUGGCUGCUGCAGUCCAGUGCUCUUUCUUAAAGCCAGGAAUGUAGUGAAACAGCCAGUAUAUUGGAAAAGAAUGCUGGCUGCUUCUGUUGUUUGGGGGUAGGGGGGCUGGUUUUUUUUCUGUUUUGAGGAACGAGUGGAAGCUCAGGGAUUUCAUCAGCUUGUUUUUACUGACCUUUUGUCUUCCUUAAAUGACGGUUUACAGCUCCACAACUGGUCACAGAGAGCUUCCAGUUGUGUUUGUGUGAGUGUGCUGCAGCUACUGGUUUGUGUAAAUGUGAGCCUGUGGGGUGGGAUCACAGCUGGGGAUGUGUGGGCAGGUGCUCUCUUAGCACCUUACUGUAAAUACUCAUCUCCAGGUCAGAUCAUGGAGGGGACUUCAGUUCCAUUUUAUAUGUAACAAAGUCAAACUUGAGAAAGGAUGUUGGAAGCUGCAGGACAAGUUCCCUGUGCUGGAAGGUUGUCCCUUGGCACACCUCUGCCUCUGGAUGUGGUGAGCAGCAGCUGUCCCAUUCAGAUUGAGUGAGCCACCACAUCAACUGCCAGGAUAAUUUUAUUUGCUGAAGGCUGGGGCUUGCACGAUGUGAUCCUGUUUGUCUUAAAUGGGACUGAGAAGAUCUCAACUUAACUUUAUAUUUUUCUGUAUAGUAUUUUGUUCCUAUAUUUUUAUACUGUAAAAAUAAAGUGUUUAUUAUUAUCAGUUAUAA
Molecule: messenger RNA, 3907 nt
Organism: Motacilla alba alba
Lineage: Eukaryota; Metazoa; Chordata; Aves; Passeriformes; Motacillidae
Gene: RFWD3
Product: ring finger and WD repeat domain 3
Exons: 13
Coding region: 32-2422 (796 amino acids)
Biological process (GO): protein ubiquitination; interstrand cross-link repair; double-strand break repair via homologous recombination
Cellular component (GO): site of double-strand break; nucleus
Molecular function (GO): protein binding; ubiquitin protein ligase activity
Source: RefSeq, a predicted model, not a curated record